Aspergillus niger is the source of this 1707-nucleotide messenger RNA. RefSeq lists its product as uncharacterized. Bases 1 to 1707 code for a protein of 568 amino acids. Gene Ontology annotation, molecular function: ATP binding; protein serine/threonine kinase activity. The transcript has a single exon. Gene Ontology annotation, cellular component: preribosome, small subunit precursor; cytosol. The record is from RefSeq and is a predicted model, not a curated record. Gene Ontology annotation, biological process: maturation of SSU-rRNA. Lineage: Eukaryota; Fungi; Ascomycota; Eurotiomycetes; Eurotiales; Aspergillaceae.
AUGGCUGCUUCGAAUGCUGACGCGCAAGCGUCCGGCUUGGCUGAUGGCCUGAACCCAGCGCAUACCUACAUUCCCAACCAGGGCUAUGUCAACCCAGACGGCUCCCUCCCCGCUAUGGCGGGGCAAGACUCUGCGGCGCAACAAAAUGAAGACGAAGAGGAUGACUACUAUGAUGAUAUCUUCGAAGAAGAACUCGAUGAAGAAGACUUCACCUCGUCGAAUCCCGCCGACCUAACGAAAUCCUACAAUCGCCAGCGCAAAACGAACGAGCUCUCUGCGGACCCGAAUACUCCCAAGUGGACUUUACCGAAGACGAACACCCAGAAACCGUCCGUCAACACUCGCGCCUCUGUGGACGAUCAAGUGAAGUCAUUGACGAAGCAUGCCGGCAAGAUCAAGUUGGACGAUAUGCAAUCAGGCAUGGCGACCCGCGGUGAUCGGGGUGGUGACAGGGCGGACCGCGCUACCUCCGAACAGGUGCUGGAUCCCCGCACCCGUAUGAUUCUGCUACAGAUGAUCAACCGGGAGAUUGUCUCCGAGAUUCACGGCUGUCUGUCGACCGGUAAAGAAGCCAACGUUUACUACUCUAUCUCAUACCCCGAUAACGAGGAGACGCCCCUCCACCGCGCCAUCAAGGUCUACAAGACAAGCAUUCUCGUCUUCAAGGACAGAGACAAGUAUGUCACUGGUGAAUUCCGUUUCAGACAAGGAUACAGCAAGAGCAACAACCGGGCAAUGGUCAAGCUGUGGGCGGAGAAGGAAAUGCGUAACCUGCGCCGUAUCUACGCCGCCGGCAUCCCCUGCCCCGAACCCAUCCACCUGCGCCUCCACGUCCUGGUCAUGGGCUUCGUCGGAAACUCCAAGGGUAUCGCCGCUCCCAGACUCAAGGACGUUGAGUUCAACAUCCCCGACCCCGAUGCCAAAUGGCGCGAGAUCUACAUGGAGUUGCUUGGCUACAUGCGCGUGAUGUACCAGACCUGCCACCUGGUCCACGCCGAUCUGAGUGAAUACAACAUGCUCUACCACAAGAACAAGCUCCACAUCAUCGAUGUCAGUCAGAGUGUUGAGCACGACCACCCCCGCAGUUUGGAAUUCCUGCGUAUGGAUAUCAAGAACAUCAGCGACUUCUUCCGCCGCAAGAACGUUGACGUCCUCACCGAACGGGCCGUCUUCGAAUUCGUUAUCUCAAGCGAUGGCCCUACCACUGCCACGCCCGCAGAGCCAAUGCUUGAGGCCAUCGAGCACCUGUUUGCCACCCGCAACAACAACACCGAAGGCGAGACAGAAGUCGACACUGCCGUCUUCCGCCAACAAUACAUCCCUCAAACCCUGGAACAGGUGUAUGACUUCGAGCGCGACGCCGAGCAAGUCCGCGCCGGUAAGGGUGACGACCUCGUUUACCGGGACCUUCUCGCAGGCGAGAAGAAGAAGAAGGCAGAAGACCACGAGGAGGAGGGCGAUGAGGAAGAAGGUUCCGAAGCCGGCUCUGACGGCGGCGUAUCCGUCGACGAGGGAUCCGACUCGGAAGAUGGAGAAAAAGACCCGUUCGCGAAGAAAGCGCCCCGCGGUAAGCGGUUCGAAGAUAAGGACGAGAAGCGCGACCACAAGCAAAAGGUCAAGGAGGAGAAGCGCGAGAAGCGCGCAAAUAAGAUGCCGAAGCAUAUGAAGAAACGUCUUGUUUCUUCGUCUUCGAGAAAGAAGAAAUGA